UCAGCAGUGGGGAACAUGUACCCCGCGGUCUCUGCUUGUCUUGACCCUGCUGCAGGGGGUCUGUGUCCCCAAUGAGAGUGGAGAUGGCAAGUUUCUUGAGCUCCUUUCUACCCAGCUGCCUCCCCUGCCUCCUCCUCCUCCUCCUCCAGUUGUCUUCUAGUGAUGCAGGACAGUUCAGAGUAAUAGGACCAGGGUAUCCCAUCUGGGCUCUGGUGGGGCAUGAAGCGGAAUUGCCAUGUCAAUUAUCUCCUGGAAGGAAUGCUACAGGCAUGGAGGUGGGAUGGUACCGGCCCCCCUUCUCUCGGGUGGUUCAUCUCUACCGAAAUGGCAAGGAUCAGGAUGGAGAUCAAGCACCUGAAUAUCGGGGCCGGACGGAGUUGCUGAAAGACAGUAUUGGUGAGGGGAAAGUGACCCUCAGGAUCAGGAAUGUAAGGUUCUCAGAUGAAGGAGGUUUUACCUGCUUUUUCCGAGAUCAUUCUUAUCAAGAGGAGGCAGCAAUGGAAUUGAAAGUGGAAGAUCCCUUCUACUGGAUCAGUCCUGGAGUGCUGGUUGCCAUGGCAGUCCUUCCUGCGUUACUCCUACAGCUGGCCGCAGGCCUGCUCUUCCUCUGCCUGCAGCGUAGACUGAGAGGAAAACUUCAAGCAGAGAUAGAGAAUCUUCACAGGACUUUUGAUCCCCACUUUCUGAGGGUGCCCUGCUGGAAGAUAACCCUGUUUGUAAUCGUGCCAGUUCUUGGACCCCUGGCUGCCUUGAUCAUCUGCUACAACUGGCUACAUCGAAGACUAGCAGGGCAAUUUCUUGAAGAACUAAGAAACCCCUUCUGAGUGAUUUUGCAUCUUGGCAAAAGUGGAGAAAAGCCUGGCUGGUCCAAAGAUUGAUCUUUGA
Messenger RNA from Artibeus jamaicensis (Jamaican fruit-eating bat), 885 nucleotides. RefSeq names its product myelin oligodendrocyte glycoprotein (gene MOG). Bases 72 to 824 code for a protein of 250 amino acids. Gene Ontology annotation, biological process: T cell receptor signaling pathway; regulation of cytokine production. Gene Ontology annotation, cellular component: external side of plasma membrane. Gene Ontology annotation, molecular function: signaling receptor binding. The record is from RefSeq and is a predicted model, not a curated record. The transcript is spliced from 8 exons. NCBI's taxonomy places the organism in Eukaryota, Metazoa, Chordata, Mammalia, Chiroptera, Phyllostomidae.